GUUGUCUUCCUCUUCCCCCAACCUUCAAAUUUCUCUCCCCAUUCUCUAAUAAGUAAACUCGUAACCUUUAAUCAAAGGCUUUACAAGCAUCAUCACGGCAACAAACCCUUGAAUCCGAAAUUGAGUUUGUGAAAUUUGGAUAAUCGAGAAUGAAAGGGGGUUUGCUUGUGGACGAUGAAUUCAUACAAAGAGAAGAGAAGAACCUGACUGUUCGCAAAACUUCUCUCUUUUUCGCCGGAGAUGGUUUCACGGUUUACGACUGCAAGGGCACUUUGGUCUUUCGGGUGGACUCAUACGGUGGUCCCAACACCCGCGACACCGACGAGGUUGUCCUCAUGGACGCUCACGGUCGUUGUCUCCUCACCCUCCGACGAAAGAGGCCGAGUUUGCGACGGAGAUGGGAAGGGUAUCUCGGGGAGAGAUCGGAGGGGCAGAAAGCGAUCUUCGGGGUGAGGAGAUCGUCGAUAAUCGGGAGGAACGGCGUGACGGUGGAGGUGUACGGGGAGUACCAGUGCAGCGAGUACCUGAUCGAAGGUAAUUUCGGGCAGAGGAGCUGCACGGUGGUGGAGGCGGAGACGAGGCGGAAGGUCGCUGAGAUUCGGCGCAAAGUGGAUGCGUCAACGAACGUGAUGCUUGGGAAAGACGUUUUCUCUUUGAACGUUAAACCCGGCUUUGAUGGAGCCUUUGCCAUGGGACUGGUCCUUGUGCUUGAUCAGAUCUACGGCGACGAUUUCGUUGAGGUUGGUGAAGAGCAGGUGCACCCUUCCGCAGAAGAUCCCUGAUUUCUUUUUUUCUCCUCUUUUUUUUUUGGUGGGAAGCAAAACCGAGUGGAAAGAAUAAUUAUUAAUCUAGUUGUGAGUUUCUGUCGGCUUGAAAGAAACGAUUUCGACAAA
Eutrema salsugineum is the source of this 893-nucleotide messenger RNA. Its product is annotated as protein LURP-one-related 5. The transcript is spliced from 2 exons. Bases 150 to 782 code for a protein of 210 amino acids. Lineage: Eukaryota; Viridiplantae; Streptophyta; Magnoliopsida; Brassicales; Brassicaceae. The record is from RefSeq and is a predicted model, not a curated record.